Asparagus officinalis (garden asparagus) is the source of this 1404-nucleotide messenger RNA. RefSeq names its product pyridoxal reductase, chloroplastic. Gene Ontology annotation, cellular component: cytoplasm. NCBI's taxonomy places the organism in Eukaryota, Viridiplantae, Streptophyta, Magnoliopsida, Asparagales, Asparagaceae. The transcript has 8 exons. Bases 49 to 1197 code for a protein of 382 amino acids. The record is from RefSeq and is a predicted model, not a curated record.
AUCUCCUCAGCCUACCGCUCAAACCAAAAGCUUUCCCAAAAGGGAGAAAUGGCGGCAGCAUUAUUAGUCACAGUCCAUAACAGCAACAGUUUCAGAGCCUCGAGCGAGGCUUACCAAAAUCCAAAGACGAAGCUUUCCUCUUCUCCUUCAGCUGGCAAUGCCAAAUCUCUCAGCUUCCCUCCCAGACUUGGCCCUCUUUUCUGGCCAUGGGAAAAGGUUAAAGUUGGCCCAUUAUCGGUCUCUCCCAUGGGGUUUGGAACUUGGGCUUGGGGGAACAAGCUACUUUGGGGAUAUCAGGAAGAAAUGGAUGGUGAACUGCAGGAGACAUUCAAUUUGGCAGUGAGGAAGGGAAUUAAUCUUUUUGAUACUGCCGACUCCUAUGGAACUGGAAAAUUGACUGGGCAAAGCGAAAGGCUACUCGGAAAAUUCAUUCGUGAAUAUCAAGGGCCAAAGAAAGUUCGAGAUGAUGUUGUUAUUGCUACAAAGUUUGCUGCAUAUCCUUGGCGACUGACAUCCGGACAGUUUGUUAAAGCCUGCAAGUCUUCACUGGAGAGAAUGGAACUUGAGCAAAUAGGAAUUGGACAGUUACAUUGGUCAACUGCAAAUUAUGCACCUGCACAGGAGUCGGCUCUCUGGGAUGGACUAGUCGCAAUGUAUGAAAAGGGUUUAGUUCGGGCGGUUGGUGUGAGCAAUUAUGGGCCAAAGCAACUCAUUAAAAUAUAUGAUUAUCUCAAGUCUCGUGGUGUUCCAUUAUGCUCAGUUCAGGUUCAAUUUUCAUUGCUGAGCAUAGGUGAAGAACAAAAGGAGCUGAAAUCUGUAUGUGAUUCUCUAGGUGUCCAGAUAAUUGCAUACAGUCCUCUUGGAUUAGGAAUGCUAACUGGAAAAUAUACAUCUUCAAACCUCCCACGUGGACCACGUGGUUUACUAUUUCGUCAAAUUCUCCCAGGUUUGGAUCCUUUACUUAGUACAUUAAAAGGAAUUGCAGUAAGAAGAGGAAAGACUAUGUCCCAGGUCGCCAUAAACUGGUGUAUCUGUAAAGGAACAAUUCCAAUUCCAGGAGUGAAGACAGUUGAACAAGCAGAAGAGAACCUGGGUUCGCUUGGAUGGCGUCUUAGAUCAGAUGAGAUUGAUGAGCUCCAGUAUGCAGCAACAAAUUCGUCGACUAAGAUGAUACAAAAUAUAUUUCAAACUAGAUGAGUGGAUGCACUGCUUUAAAUCGCAAAUGUUGUUAUAACAUCACAGUGAGAUAUAUCGAGAUAUCAUAGAAAGCGUCAAAAGAUAUUGUUGUUAGCUCGAUAUGGGUGAUGGUUUCAUUAUUAGUAUGAUGUUGGCCUUAUAUUUUCUUGUACCACAGUGAGAUAACAUUUUUUUUGGUUGAGCAAAAAAGUUGGAUAUCACAUGGAA